This is a messenger RNA of Suncus etruscus (white-toothed pygmy shrew), 1937 nucleotides long. RefSeq names its product zinc finger and BTB domain containing 46 (gene ZBTB46). Lineage: Eukaryota; Metazoa; Chordata; Mammalia; Eulipotyphla; Soricidae. Gene Ontology annotation, biological process: regulation of transcription by RNA polymerase II. The record is from RefSeq and is a predicted model, not a curated record. The coding region runs from base 129 to 1904 and encodes 591 amino acids. The transcript is spliced from 5 exons. Gene Ontology annotation, molecular function: DNA-binding transcription factor activity, RNA polymerase II-specific; RNA polymerase II cis-regulatory region sequence-specific DNA binding; protein binding.
CGAAGGAGACGGCGAGCGGCUCGGACCCGCCCGUCGCAGCGGCGGCCGGCCAGCGGCGGCCGCGGCGCUCGCCCGCGCUCGCGCCCCAUGGGGUCACAGCGGCCCUAGGCCACCUCCCAGACUCCCGAAUGCACAGCCACAGGGAAGAUAUGGAAAUCGCGUCCCACUACCGGCAGCUGCUGCGAGAGCUGGACGAGCAGCGGCAGCAUGGUGUCCUGUGCGAUGCGUGCGUGGUGGUGGAGGGCAAGGUUUUCCGAGCACACAAGAACGUGCUGCUGGGGAGCAGCCGCUAUUUCAAGACCCUCUACUGCCAGGUGCAGAAGACGUCCACGGAGCAGGCCACGGUCACCCACCUGGACAUCGUCACGGCCCAGGGCUUCAAGGCCAUCAUCGACUUCAUGUACUCGGCCCACCUGGCCCUCACCAGCAGGAAUGUCAUCGAGGUUAUGUCGGCCGCCAGCUUCCUGCAGAUGACCGACAUCGUCCAGGCCUGUCACGACUUCAUCAAGGCUGCCCUGGACAUCAGCAUCAAGCCCGACGCCUCGGACGAGCUCUCCGAAUUCGAGAUGGGCGCAGUGCCGGGCGGUGGCACCGACGCGCUCAUCUCGGCCGUAAUGGCCGGCAGGAGCAUCUCCCCCUGGCUGGCUCGCCGCACCAGCCCCACCAACUCCUCGGGGGACUCGGCCAUAGCCAGCUGCCACGAAGGUGGGAGCAGCUACGGGAAGGAGGACUCGGAGCCCAAGGCCGAUGGCGCCGAGGACUUGGGUUCAGCUCAGGCCCUGUGGCCGGGUGACGUGGGCUGUGGGGCUCUGCCCAUCAAAGAGGAACAGGUCUCGCCUGUGGCUCCUUACCAGGAGAGCGAGCUGCCCUGCACCAGGGAUGCUGGUGCCCAGAACCCUUUCUCCGAGCAGGCUGGGGGCGACAGCUGGCAGCCCUCCGGCCGCCGGAAGAAUCGGAAGAACAAGGAGACUGUGAGGCACAUCACGCAGCAGGCAGAUGAUGACAGCCAGCCCAGUUCACCGGGGGUGCCCUCCUUCCUACCUGCCGCAGCCUGGUCCUUCAGCAGCCGCGACUCGGGUGCAGACUUGACUGUCCCUGAAGCUGGCGGCUCCGAGCGGCACGGGGACAGGGUUGACCUCUAUCCCCACGCGGAGGAAAGUCUCCUGGGAGGGGACACCAGCUACCUGGGCCCCCCACUCACGCCUGACAAGGAUGAAGUUCUGCAGCAGGCGGCUGCGGUAGCCAACCUGCGGGCGGCGCUCAUGAGCAAGAACAGCCUGCUGUCUCUCAAGGCGGACGUCCUCGGCGAGGAGAGCUCACUGUUGCUGGAGUGCCUGCCUCGGGGUGCCCACUCCCUGUCCUUGAAUGAGUUCACGGUCAUCAGGAAGAAGUUCAAGUGCCCGUACUGCAGCUUCUCGGCCAUGCACCAGUGCAUCCUCAAGCGUCACAUGCGCUCCCACACGGGCGAGCGGCCCUACCCCUGCGACAUCUGCGGCAAGAAGUUCACCAGGCGCGAGCACAUGAAGCGCCACACACUGGUUCACAGCAAGGACAAGAAGUAUGUCUGCAAGUUGUGCAGCCGUGCCUUCAUGUCAGCCGCUAGCGUGGGCAUCAAGCACGGCUCACGGCGCCAUGGCGUGUGCACGGACUGUGCGGGCCGUGGCACCACGGGGCCCCUGGACGGACCUGGUGCCGGUGGUGGCUCCCCAGAGCUCUUUGCGGGAGACGGGCCCUACCUGGAUGACCCUGAAGACACACGCGGGGAUGGCGAGGAGGAGCUGGACGACGACGAGGAUGAGGCCAAGUGGAAGGAGGACAUGGGGCUGGUCCACGAGGAUGCGCUGCUGGACAAGGACGAGGAGGACCUGGAUGGGGGCCCCAAAGACCUGGCCUGGGUGUCUUAAAGCGUGAGAGUGCUUUGGCCCCUCUACCCAGCU